CGUGAAUUGGCGCUCCCGCGUUUGACUUCAAAGUCGCGACGGAGGCCUGAGAGUCACAAGACAAGGUUCUGCACAACCGUGUCUCGUUCUGCAUCGACCGGAAGCAUCAUGGCACGGGGCGAACGAUCGGAAGAAGUAUGGGCUUGGUACACGGCAGUCUACGAAGCCGUUCAGGAGAUACCAUAUGGGCGCGUCACAACCUAUGGGCACAUUGCGAGACUGGUCGGCAAACCUGAAUGUCCAAGACAGGUCGGAGUCUGCCUGAAACACCUCCCUUCUCCGUCGACGGAUCCCACGAAGCCGAGCUCGACAUUCCACAGCGGGAAUGUGCCGUGGCAGCGCGUGAUCAAUGGCAGAGGCGGCAUCAGUCCCAGAGGACCGUCUGGCGCCUCGCGACAAGCUGCCGCUCUACGGGCAGAAGGGGUAGAAGUGGAACAGGGAUCCAUGGGCGAGUUUACCGUUAACCUGGAGAGGUUUGGGUGGUUCCCGGAUAUGCUGCCCAGCGAGGCUGCGCUCGUCGAGGGCAGCGAUGAGGAGGACGAGGAGGAUGAGGAAGCUCGGGAUGAGGCUGCUUACCACACUUGAGAUGGGAACUCGCGAGACAAAUCGCAUGUGACAGACCGAGAGGCACGUUUCGGCUCAUGUGUGGUCGAACGGAUCACACUCCAAGACUACUUGGCGGAUAUGUCGGAUGGAAGCCUGGGCGGCACAGCUGCUCGUGGUAGGACGGGGAAACCUUAUUGCUCUCUCGCUGCGACGGGAUGACUCGCCCGAUAUGGCUGCAGUCGAGAUAGGAAGACGCCGGACUGGGGAAUGGGUGGGGGGCGAGCUUGUUUAGGGGAACAUGAGGGGGAAGCGGGCACGUCCGGGCGGCUGUGCUGUGCUGAGAUUCGAAAGCGCGUGCUUCAAGGCAGCCACUUCAUAAGCGUAGGCCGAUGGAGAGGAGACAGGAUACUGAGCAAUCAGAGUGGUUGUUGAGGGCGCACCAGCAUCUACGGCACUGUGAUGGAGCAGAUGAAUGCCAAGGAAUGUCAGUGGGGGAACCGGCAUUGG
This is a messenger RNA of Westerdykella ornata, 1053 nucleotides long. Its product is annotated as DNA binding methylated-DNA--cysteine S-methyltransferase. Gene Ontology annotation, molecular function: catalytic activity. Bases 109 to 585 code for a protein of 158 amino acids. The transcript is spliced from 4 exons. NCBI's taxonomy places the organism in Eukaryota, Fungi, Ascomycota, Dothideomycetes, Pleosporales, Sporormiaceae. The record is from RefSeq and is a predicted model, not a curated record. Gene Ontology annotation, biological process: DNA repair.